Messenger RNA from Portunus trituberculatus (swimming crab), 828 nucleotides. RefSeq lists its product as uncharacterized. Gene Ontology annotation, molecular function: nucleic acid binding. The coding region runs from base 1 to 828 and encodes 275 amino acids. The record is from RefSeq and is a predicted model, not a curated record. The transcript is spliced from 3 exons. Lineage: Eukaryota; Metazoa; Arthropoda; Malacostraca; Decapoda; Portunidae.
AUGACAAGUCCCGCACACCACCAUGGACUUGUCAAAUGGUUCAAUACUAAGACAGGGUACAGGUUCAUCCAGGACCUGCACACGGGGGCAGAUGUUUUUUGCCACGCAUCUGGCCUCACCCGGCCUCUUAAGGAUCGCCCUCCCAGAGAAGGCGACGAAGUCCUCGCCGUCCGGGAGGGGAUUAAGGGACCAGAGGCGUGGGAGGUGACGCCAGUCAGCUCGACGUCUUCCCCUCCUACGACCAGGCACCGCACACCACGGAAGAAACCAGUUGAGGAGGAUAUACAGGCAAAGAUUUAUGCCUGUAUAUUCACAGCAAAGGCCUUAGCAGGCAAGGAUCAUCGCCGGCUUCAGGGGCUGAUUCCUCUCCUCCUGCAGCAUAACGGCCUACCCGCAGUGCACAUCCCUCUACGCGCCUUGACUGCGAACACCAGCGCCAACACAAGACUGUCUCUUCGAGGCCAUCCUGGAAAUACGGGGAAGACGGAAGUUGAAACCGUGGCUGCUCCUAACUACCAACAAGAAGAAGCAGCGCCAGCGGGAGACGAGCCCAAGAACCGGGAAGAGACGGAGACGCAGGACGACCCCAGGAAGCCAAAUCCACCCUCCGACCCCCAGCCCCCCUCCGGCAACCAGGAAGACAACGACGGCUGGGUGACUAAGAAUAAGCGGCGACGGAGGAAGCCAUUCCUUCGGCUCGUGCUGCCAAAGUACUACGUGGCCUGGGUGUCCACUGGAGUGGCGUCGUCCAGAGUGGCUGGCGUGGAUACGUGGCUGGGCCCUUUGCCCCUUACACAGGGCGGCAGUCUGUCUCUAGAGAAGGAAUGA